AAAGAAAGGGCGCGCGGGGAGGUCUUCGCGUUGCCCCUGGAAACCACCCGACUCUGCAGCUACGCGAGCGGAAGAAAGACUUGACGUUUCAAGAUGGCGAAGGAACUGGAUGAUCUCUUGGAUGAGGUCGAGUCAAAAUUUUGCAGACCAGAUCCACUGAGACUGGGCAUCGUCGAGCGGCCUACAGGCUGCGGCAGCACCUUCAGCAGCGACCGGAACAGAGCCGAAGCGAAAAAGAAUCUCAGAUCAACAGAAACAUUUAAAAAAGAAGAUGAUCUUGACAGUAUUAUUAAUGAAAUAUUUGAAGAGCCCAACUUUGACAAAAGACCUGUUAAAUUAAAUUCUAAAUCUUCAAGUAACACAUCUGUCAGAGCUUCCAUUCAAGGCCUUGGUAAAAGCUGCAGUCCAGUGUACCUUGGUGGAAGCACUGCUCCAUGUGGUGUUGGAACAAACAGUUCACAGAGAACAUGUGACCAUCUGCGAUGUAUAGCUUGUGACUUCUUGGUAGUAAGCUACGAUGACUAUAUGUGGGACAAAUCAUGCGAUUACCUGUUUUUCAGGAACAACAUGCCAGAAUUCCACAAAUUAAAAACAAAAUUGGUAAAGAAGAAAGGAACAAGGGCAUAUGCCUGCCAGUGUAGCUGGAGAACUGUUGAAGAGCUGACUGACCUUCAGACUGACCAUCAACUUCGUUGGGUUUGUGGUAAACAUUAAGAAUGCAGACUCUUCACAUUCAGACAAAUGUAUCCAUGAGCGCAGUCUCCAUUAAUCAUAAUAUUUCGGUAAAGGUACAUAGCAAUAUCAUGUCCUCUGGAAAAAGACAGUGAAUUUCACUUAACAACUAGACAAAAUUUUGAAGACCAGAUGGACUGAGGGAAAUAUUGUGCUUGAAAUUCCUUUUUGAUAUAUGGACAUUUCACUUGGUAAUGUAACCGGUGAUCAAAAUUUUUCUUUGCUAGCCUAUCUCCUGUUAAAUAGAAGUUUAAUUUUGGAGUUUGUAACCUUUCAUUAGCAACUACAGUAUUAUUUACUGCUAAUGUGCUUAGCACAAACAUUCUUCCUUUAUAGCAGUUAAAGAGGAUAGCAUCAGCCAUUGCACAGAAGUCACUGCAGCAGUGUCUACAUCACCUCCCACAAUCAGGACUAAGAUCAUAAAUUAGAUGUGGCAGAAAACAAGUGAUCAGUGGCUAACCUAAGGGUUUUCAAGAGUACAGGUAUAUUGUAAUAUCACUGCCUAUGUCUGACCUUACUCACCAACUCAGUUUAUUAUGUAUAUUAAUGAUAGGUACAUGUUACCAUUUUUAGCUUAUUUCUCUUCCUUUCAUUUAAAUAUCAGUAGCUAAGUAUUUAUUUUGCUAUUUUAACAAAUACUCAUACAUAUAAAUAUAUAUAUAUGUAAAAUUUUUCGAUAGAUCUAAAACUACAAAGGAAAAUCCUAAUAUAGAAAACAGGUCAUUGUUGGAUUUUCCAAGUGUUUUCUAACCUUUAAUGCCUACAGGUCCAUAAUACGAAGUCAACAAGGUAUUUUCUCAGGCAGCCUGUUGACUUCUCCAGUAGAAUCAGGUAGACACAUUUUUUAUGAGUGUAGAUGAACCAACAAGUAACCCGCCAGGCUCCUUCUUGACAUUACUGUGACUUGAAAAGGCCUUACGAUAGUAGCACUUCCAGGAAAUCAGUUACCUCAAAAUUACCAGACCCCAGCCCCAGCAAGAGAUUCUGGGGGCUUUCCAAAUUGCCAAAAACUCUUUACUGUGGGUGUCUGAUAUAGUUCAAAUAUGUGACCCAGGGCCUGCAAAAAGGGAAUAAUUGAAGCAAAGUUACCAUCUGCUUAGUCUUAAUGCUGAACCUGUUUCAGCCACCCUACUUAAUUUAAGCAAGGAAGAAAGAGAUCUGAUUUUUAACAUCCUUUCCCUAGCCAUAACACAUUUACAUACUUGAAAACUUACUCUUGUAAGUCUAGCAUUGUAACAGAACACAUCUCAUAGUGGCAGAUGCUCACAUUCUUGCACUAAGGAUAUUUUUAUAGACCUUACUUUACAAUAAAAAUUUUUGCUCCUUAAAAUUUAUCUCAGUGUAACUGUAUCAGAAACAUGGAUUUGGAUUGAAGUCACCUAUGUCAAAAAUAGCAGAGCAACAAGAUGAAACAUAUGGUUGUCUAGUAAAAUUUGGUACACUAGUCAUAAUGGCAGUGCUUUCUGUUUGUUGAAAUGAGCAAAUUUAUUAAAUCAUUAAUUUGAAAAAAUUUUUGUAACUUACUUUGCCUCUACUCUGAAGGGACAAAAAUUGUCCUCUUUCAUUUUUUUUCUUGUAUUAUUUCAUUAUAACUAUCCUGUUAACUUGGAUACAUUGCCCAUAUUUGGCAUUCUAUAAUGUAAUAAUUAUGAUUGUAAUUCCCCAGUGUCAGAAAUCUAUAUAUGAGUUCACAUUUUUAUUGGUAAUUUACUUUAUAAGCUUUUUAGUAUUAUAUUAUUUUUAAUCUAAAAUGUAGAAAGAACAUAUUUUUUACAAAGGAAUCAAUUCUUAUAAUUUAAGCUAACAUGCAACUAUUUUAGUAGAAGAAAAGCAUAGUUUCUAAUCAACUAUAAAUUAAAUUGCAACAUUUGUAAAACUUUCAAGUUGUUUUGCCUAUUUUUGUUUUCAAAUUUUAUAAUCAUUUUCUACCUUUUGCAAAUAUCUAUCUUUUAUCAAGUCAGUUAGCUACUUUAUUUGAACUGUUUCAUACUCUCACAGGCCCUUAUCUUGCCUAGAGGAAUAAAUAAUAGACUUACGCUGUAUUUAGUUACAUUUUCUUUAUUUUAUAUUAAAAUAUUCAUAUGGGAAUUGAUUUGAAAUAGUUUGAUAAUUUAUUUUAAAACGUUGACAAACAAAAGGUUUUCAACCAUCUAGUUAAAUCAGAAAAUUUAUUUAUUUUCAUAGUAGUUGGGGCAGGCCAUAAAUUUAAUCUGUGUGUGUGUGUGUGUACAUGUAUGUGCAUGUGUAAAAGAAGGAAUAUUCAGAGAAGCAAGUGCAGGAAGAAUAAGCCAAGUUGAUAUGGUAGUAUGUAUGUAUCCAGACCCUGUUUUCAUACCAGUAAAUUUAGCACCCUUCUUUUCUUGGGCCAAAAGAAGUGGCAUCAGACUAUGAAUUUGAAUUGCUUUCCCUCCUUUUCUUAUUGAGCAGAUAUGAAAAAACAUAGAAAAAAAUGUUAGCAGUAAAUUUCAAAUGCUGAUUUUUCUCAGCUGUUAUGUUUUAACAAAAUCCUAUCAGCCAGCAUACAACUCCAAGUUAUCUAUUAUUAAAAAUAGUUUCUGAAGUGAAGAAAAAAUUCAAAAUAUAUUUCUUUAGAAGCUUUACAUCUUGUGUUUCUUUGGUUUUUGACAACCAUUUUGUGCUCUGAUUGAAAAGUUGGCCUGGGAUUUAUAGAUAUACAUAUGAAUGAUAAUUAAAUGUUUCAGACUUCCCCCAAAUGCCCUAAGAUAAUGGUUGACAAUGUGAAGUGUUACGAAGUCAGACUUAAGAAUUAUGUCCCUUGGAAAGUUACUUGGCUUUUUGGGGGCUUCAUUUGCCUCAUCUAUAUGAAUGAUAGUACUUCCUUUGUAAGUUUAUUAUAAGGAUUAAAUUGUAACAUGUGGAAAGGGACUAGCAAGUGUUUGGUUCAGAAUAAGUACUCAGUAAAUGUCAUUUUUCCUUCUAAAAGUAAUACUGUGUAAAUUAAAAUAAUAGUGCAGCAUGUUUCUUACAGCAAAGCAUAUGAUGAUCACAUGUUUAUUUAUUCAUUCCCUAAACAUUUCACUGUGAGAAAAGUAAGCAGUGCUAUCAUUUUUAGCUUAUAAUUAUGAAUAUUUACUUUAUAACUGAAUAUUUAUUUUAUAGCUAUGAAUAGUGACUAUAAACAAAGCCAGCUUAUUUCAUAUAAUUUGAAGUUACAAUUUUCCUUUAAAAAAAAAUAAUGCUCCCCAGUAGCCUGCCAUUCUCCUCUCUGCCUAGCUUAAACCUAAGUGGGGUAAUCAUGAAGGCAUCUUGGCCUUCCACAGUUUCUUUUCAGCUUCAUCUGCCUCUGCUUUCCAUCUCCUCCAAUCAAACUGCCCUCCCACUGUUCCACAGAUAUGGCUCUGGUUUUACUGCCUUCUUAAUGUUCCUACCCUCCCUUAUCUUAUCCUAUAAAAAUCUCACUCAUUUUUCAGGGCCUAUAUUUUAUAUAUCAGCAGUUCUCAAAGUGUAGUUCACUUGCAGGGGACUCCCCAAAGUCUUUUAGGGUCUCUUCGAAGUCAAAUAGAUUUUCCUAACACUAAAACAAUAGUUCUCUUUUUCACUUUCAUGACAUGUGCACUGAUGAUGCAAAAGCAGUGGUAAGUAAAACUGCUGGUACCUUACUCAGCAUGAUUCAAAGCAGUGGUACCACACAUUGGCAUGUUAAAAGAAAAAAAAAAAAA
This is a messenger RNA of Choloepus didactylus (southern two-toed sloth), 4412 nucleotides long. It is a transcript of the gene CFAP418, whose product is annotated as chromosome 14 C8orf37 homolog. NCBI's taxonomy places the organism in Eukaryota, Metazoa, Chordata, Mammalia, Pilosa, Megalonychidae. The record is from RefSeq and is a predicted model, not a curated record. The transcript has 6 exons. Bases 94 to 714 code for a protein of 206 amino acids. Gene Ontology annotation, cellular component: cytosol.